AUGCCUACACCUACGCCGCUGCACACCGCAGCUAGCACACGAGUUAGCGCGUUGGGGGUUGUGCACAUUGCAGCUAGCACACGAGUUAGUGCGCUGCUAGAUUCUUCUUCCGAUAGCGAUGCGGGAGUCAAAGCCCGCCUAAAGGAAACACUUGGAACAGAUGUGUGGCCUGCUGCCGCCAACCAGCUACAGUUCAGCGACUGCUUCAGGGGGACGGUAUUUGAUUUAUUGAAUGUGAUUCUUCAUAUCGCGAAAGUACGAGAAAAUGUUGUUCUUCGCGUUUUUACUAUUAAGCGUGAAAAUAUUGGAAAUAGUCUAUUACAAGAUUUUUUUUCUUCUUGUCUUUCAGACUCCUAAGUAUGUAGUAGUUAGUAGCAGUCAUAGUUGCAGCGUCCUCUUUUGUUUUGAAGACUGCAGUCGUGUCUGGGUCACCGUCUACAUAUUUGGCUCUACCACAUCAUCUCGUAUGUACGUGUCCUUGUAGUUUUGAACAAGACCACGUGAUUGAGUGUUGAUUUAUAUUUGUCUUCAACUUCAAGGAACACGUGCACGACUAACGAACUUCUGGUACAACAAUAUAGCCUUAUCAUUUGUUUCUCAACAAUGAAAAAUGAGUCCCAUCGACAGUUUCGGAACACUGAUCAGGGCGAAACUCCAUUCCAUUUAUCCAAAAAGGUUUACUAUGUUGCGGAUGUUCUAUGCGAGCGUGAUGGAGAGGAAAGUAGCAAUCUCAAGUCGUCCUCUUAAGGCUUCUGAUAGGAAUUACUUCUUCAUGACAUGAAGUUCAUGUCUUCAUUUUUGUUUCUCAGUAUUCAGUUUGUGAGAAGAUCUGGACCAUUUUGAGUUGGACGAAGAUACAUGUUCUUAGGAAGGUCAUAUUCCCAUUCGAUUUCGACGUCGAAAACAAGAGUCAUAUAUUUUCUUGACUUAUGCACGACCUAGUAUGUAUUCCUAUAAAUAUGUACAAUCUAGACAUCUUCUUCAUUUUCUUUGUUUUCACGACGAGCAGCUCUAAUCUUUUAUAAAGGAUUCGCUCGAUGAAGGUGCUGGUGGCGCUUUGAAGGGAGGAAGCGGGAAAAACCCACGCCCACGCCUACCCAGUUUAAGGCUAACGAUCCAUUCCAAACUUCUACCUUCACGGACCUAUCAUUUUUCACUUUGAUAUAAUCUAUGAAGAAAGAUGUCGGGGUGUGCAGCUGUAGCAAGUUCAAAAAUCAAAUUCUACAACUGGGAGCGAAUUCUUCUUGUCAUAAUUCUUAUGGUUCUAACAUUUCGUAGCCCGCCGCGACCACCUUACUGGCGUCCGUCCAUAUCAGACUUAAGGACAUGGGUAUCCAAUUAUAUCCAUCAAGGUGGUUUACUCAAGUACCAAAGCUAGGUACAGCAGGCAAGCAUCGUUCUGGGUGAACAAUAUUUACAUCUCCUGAGUCUUUCAUCCAUGAAGAUGAAUCAUUAGGGGCGGCCUCUAGUUCUACUUAGUUGGUGGUGGCUCUUUGGCUCAUCUAACCAACGUAAUCGACAAACUGCGGAAUCGCCCUGAUCUUUGGUCGAACGUCCAGCAACACGGAGUCCAUGAUGGUAAAGACGUUUGCACUACUGAGAAAGGAGUAGAUUAUACAUAGAUAAUCAUUGUUAAACACCGUCUAUUCCAUUCAUCAUUAUAGAUGAUCGUGAGAAGUGAGAUUGUUGCGAUGUUGUAGUACUGAGGAUCAUGACACCUCCACUCUACUUAUUCAUCUACUUUUUUAUUGUAGAAAUUUAAUUAGUACGUCGGUCCAAUUGCUCUUCUUUUUAGAAGGUACAAUUAGGCUGAACUACCUCAAGGCUACUUGACCACGUGGCUUAAGAGGGCACAUGACAUGACAUGACCUCCACUUCUACAGCCUCUUGCGUCGAUGUCCUUGGGGGUGGAUGUCGUGUCGAAUUACACUACAGCAGCUCGGGUUCUAGGAUAGACUGGGACCAAAACCAAUACUAUCAUCUGCAAACGGGGGGACUGCUUCAUCAAUUAUGAACUGUAAAUCUUAAUUCCAGAUUUUGUAACACGGACUUUGGGUGUAAGCGGCAGAGUAGUCAGUACUGCAUCACGUUUCUGUCUCAACUUGAUGGACUUUGACGAUGAAGGAUUGAGGUCUAAUUCUUCAAUCCGAGAUGAGAGAGAAGACUAUCUAGUAGAUACUAGGCAUAUAGGUGUACCAUGUCAUAAAAUAUAAUAACUGAUGCACUCCUUAAGAGAAAGACGACAUUACUCGUUCAUCAUGCACCCAUGGCGUUUUUGAACCUGUAGAAAAAUACCAAGUACAGUUUGGGUGGUAGGCGUAGGGGAGGUAUAAAAAUGAAUAUUGAAAGACCUUCAGUAGCGAGACUAGUGUUUGUUGAUCUACAUGUUGGCAUGUUGCUACUAAGAAUAAACACGACAGAUAAUUUCUUCUACAUGCAAAUCUUCUAAUGCUUACUGGAACAGCAGGCGCAGAGCAAUAUUACUUCCCGGCUCAUCAUGAUCGGAUCAAUCACCAUUGUCCCAAAGAGCACCACUGGACGGGAAAUGAGACUUAAGGGUAGUGGUCCACUAAAGGAUGACAGAUGAGUACUUACAGCAAUCCAGAACAAAGUCACAUACUACUUAUUCAUCUCAUGAUAUGAAAAUGAAGAGCUAUCCAUAUAAUCCUCGCCAGUAUAGAAUGAAACUCUCACGGGGGGUCGGAAGAGGGUCGUGUCCUCGUGGUCAGUCGAAAACUCUACUGAAGGCUGGAGAUUUUAGGAAAGAGUACCCAACUUAGUAAGUAGAAUAGGACGGUUCCUGGACUCAGUUGUAUUUCAUCAUCCACUUCUACAACCGCUAAGACACUGCAGCAAGUCCGACUGGUGGCACGACCUCAACGUCGCCGAAUGAAGACCAUGAUCCCUCAACAAGUGCUUACGCUGCGUAUCUGAUUAUGAGGAGGUUACAAGUUCAAGUUGUUAAUACUACCUAAGUACUUGUUUUGUUCCUGCUCCGUCUCCAUCUGGAGCCAUAGCUCGUCUAGUACUAAAAAGACGAAUAGUAUUCUACGUCGUCUAUAGCUCCAGCAGUACUCAGACAAACUCUCCGUCUUCUAACGUUAGUGGUACUUCAGGAGUUGUUAGUAACGGUGGGGACGAUGCUGCAGCAAUGUUAAGGGUUUCCGAAUUACAUUCCGCCCCGUCAUCCUUGGCCUUUUUUCAAAUAGAAAAGGCGCUAAGGAUGUUCUGAAACUGGUAGUCCCUCUGUGGCUGCACAUAUUCACCCGAGGAGGCAGGUCAAACUGUGGACGGUGAAUCAAAUCCUAUCCUAUCCUAAUAGGCCUUUUUUCAAAUAGAAAAGGGGCUAAGUAGGAUGUUCUGAGGAAUGUAACUCCGUAACCUCUAACAAUGUAUACGACUGCAUACGGAGACUAUAGCCAUCAACACCAUCUCCAGGCGCAGCACGCGGGUUCCGUAUUAGCCGCAUAUUACGGGGACAUCGCCAAUCGAAAUAUUACCCAUAGUAGUACUGCUGCUCAUGUAGUUAAGGCUGGCGCCGCUCGACCAUCCUCAGCAUGAUCCUUGGCCCUUUUUCUACUUGAGAUUUAGAAUCCAAGGAAGAUGCGCCCAGGGAUGCCAACGCGGUGCCUCUAAGAAUGACCAGACGAGGAGUAGAGCUCCUGGCCCUGUUGUUGCUUCUGGAGCAGCGCCUGGAGGUGGCACAAGUAGAAACUCCGCAGCAAAGAUCAAAACUACUAGUGUUAUGGUUCUUCUUUCGGUAAUCCAUGUGCGUGUGCCUCCACAUGAUCCAAGGCGAAGUCCAGAACGAGAAGAAAGAAAAAGUGGUAGAUGUACUGAUACUUUAGUAAUAAUGUGAAGAUGAUCUCCUAGCAUGAUUCUUCAUCUUUGUAUGCACAUUCUCGAGAAAUUCUGAGACCACCAUGUUGCAUUUGUAUUGUUUCCCCACCUGCUCUAACGAUCGUAGCGGAAAUACUAGUGGAGCAGGUCCAGGUGCAGGUGGGGGAGGAAGGACGACAGCAGCGUCCGAGGGAUCGCGGCGCAAGAGCAGCAGAAACCAGAGGCAAGGAUCUGCGUUGACUCACUCAUCAAGUGCCUCUUCGUCCGGAGCAGGCUCGACCAAUCCUUCGGUCGUUUCUUCGCCACCACCAGGUCUUGAUUAAGGAUAGUUGUCAUGAUUUCUUCGUAGUUAUACUACUUACUCGUAGAGGUUGUAGACCCUAGGUAUUGCUAUUGUUCCUAUUGUUCUAUUUUUUGCUACGGACUAGGAGGGCGAGAGACUUGGACUUCAACAUCUUUCUUUUUGUCUACGGUCUUUACGUUUACCAGGUUUUUUUACUCAGGAAUGCAAUACCACUAAUUGAAAAGACUAAGACAUAAAAAGUCAAUGAAUAUUAUAUAUAAGCUUAACCCGAAGCCGCUGAAGGAGGAGGGAUGUUAAUUAGAGACUACCUAGGAGCCACUCUAAGUUGCAUUCGAGGAUUUCUAUCCUACAGCUCCGGCAGAUGGGUUGCAGCUGCUCCAUACUGCUGGAGAUCGCCAUGUGCAGAACUUGACGAGCUCCUUAGCGGAUCCACAAGUACAGAACUUGACGUCGUCGUACAACGCGCCGUGCUACGCGCCCGCGGCCGUCUUGAAUCACUCAACGUCGUCGAGUCGAGCCGGCAUGCCGCACUUACACUUUGCAGCGGUAGCGCCUACAUCAACAGCUAGCCGUGCGGGGUCGUCUUACCAUGAGCCAUGCACCGAACGGCAUAUUCAAAAUCAUCCAGCAGGAG
This is a messenger RNA of Amoebophrya sp. A25, 4778 nucleotides long. Lineage: Eukaryota; Dinophyceae; Syndiniales; Amoebophryaceae. The record is from the annotation of a GenBank genome assembly.